AUGGAUGACUCCUUAAGACCCAAAGACUUUCGAGAGCUAGUUCAGAGAGUGACAACGAGGUGUCGAGAUACGUGCAGCCAGCAUGCGGCGGAGCUUUUGGGCGAGCAAGAUAAGUCUUCGAAUGUUAUACCUAAGGCAGCGCAGAUCGAGCUGAAGCAGCUCUCGUCACGCCUAACUUCUGCCAUAGACUCCGUCGCUUCUGCUACGAAAGAUCAAGGUCUACAGGAAACAGCUUUUUCGGGCCCCGACGACAACCAGCUUUUAGCGUUAUCCAAGGCGCAGGCGGAGGCUCUUGAGUCAGAAAUAAAGGAGCUGGCUGUAUUAGUAAAGCAGCGACGGACGAAGUGCCCGUUGCGACUCGACACGCGGGCCAUGCUCGAGUCGCCGCUCUCCGCGGUGUCAGCUGCAUCGGCUGCUGUUCCCGGACUUCCCGCGGAAACCGGGAUGUUCCGAUCCGCGCUACACGUGUCCGCACGGCAGCUCCGGACCGCGAUUGGUGGAGCUGCUCGGCUUUCAAGCAGCCACGUCGGCAGGCUCCCGCUUCCAGCCUCCGUCGUUCCCUUAUCCGCCACCCGCCUCCCCCUGCACCCGCUUCCGCUCCUCUCCCGCGCCUCCCCUUCCGCUCUAUCCGCCUCCGCUCGCCGUUUCCCCUCCCGCUUGUCCCCGCCGUACGGGGCAGGUCGGGCGCGGAGCGUCGCCGCGGCCUCCACAGCCGCGGAUGGGUCCGACGCCGCGCCUGCAGUAGCUGUUGCUGCGGGCGAGGCGGAGCGCGUUAGCGGCGCUGGCGCCGCUGACGGUUCUGUGCCUGCAGAGGGAGGUGCUAAGGCGAAGGGGGGGAAGAAGGGCGCGCGGAAGGGGGGAAAUGGCGCAACGUCUGGCGCAACUGCUGGUUCUGGAGGGGAGAGCGCGGGGGAGGAUGACGUGGAGGUGGAGCUGCCACGUGAGCCGCUUCCGACCAAUGAGAGCUCGGAGAAGCUGCUGCGGAUCAGACACACGUCCGCGCACGUGAUGGCGAUGGCGGUGCAGCGGUUGUUCCCCAAGGCGCAGGUGACAAUCGGGCCGUGGAUUCAGAACGGCUUCUACUACGACUUUGACCUCGACCAGCCGCUCACAGACAAGGAUCUCAAGAAGAUCAAGAAGGAGAUGGACAAGAUCAUCUUCAAGAACCUGCCUCUGCGCCGCGAGGAGGUGUCACGGGAGGAGGCAGCGCGGCGCAUCAAGGAGAUCAACGAGCCGUACAAGCUGGAGCUGCUGGACAGCAUCAAGACGGAGCCCAUCACCAUCUACCACAUUGGUGACGAGUGGUGGGAUCUGUGCGCCGGGCCUCAUGUGGAGAGCACAGGGAAACUGCCCCGCAGGGCGAUCGAGCUGCAGUCAGUGGCAGGGGCGUACUGGCGGGGGGAUGAGACGAGGGCCAUGCUGCAGCGCAUCUACGGCACGGCGUGGGAGAGCGAGGCGCAGCUGCUGCAGUACCGGCAGCAGGUGGAGGAGGCCAAGCGGAGGGACCACCGCCGGUUGGGGAAAGAACUCGGGCUGUUCUCCAUCCAGGAGGACGCAGGGGGCGGACUGGUGUUCUGGCACCCUCGGGGGGCGAGAGUGAGAGCCAUGAUAGAGGAGCACUGGAGAAAGGAGCACCUGCGGCAGGGGUAUGAGCUGCUGUACACGCCGCACAUGGCCAAGCUGGACCUCUGGAAGACCAGCGGGCACUACGAGUUCUACCGGGAGAACAUGUUUGACCAGAUGGAGGUGGAGGAGGAGCAUUAUCAGAUCCGCCCCAUGAACUGCCCCUUCCACAUCAUGCUCUACAACGACUCGCUGCACUCCUACCGCGAUCUCCCCAUCAGGUGGGCCGAGUUGGGCACAGUGUACCGCUAUGAGCGUUCGGGUACAAUGCAUGGGCUCUUCCGCGUACGCGGAUUCACCCAGGAUGACGCGCACAUCUUCUGUCUGCCCUCUCAGAUCAGGGACGAGAUCCGAGGGGUAUUGGACCUCACAGAGGCGAUGCUGACGGACUUUGGCUUCCAGCAGCUGGAGAUCAACCUCUCCACACGCCCGGAGAAAUCUGUUGGAGAUGACGCCAUUUGGGAGCAGGCUACUCAGGCGCUGAGGGAGGCGCUGCAAGACAAGGGGUGGGAUUACACCGUGGACGAGGGUGGGGGAGCGUUUUACGGGCCCAAGAUAGAUGUGAAGAUCAUGGAUGCCAUUGGGCGCAAGUGGCAGUGCUCCACCAUCCAGGUGGACUUCAAUCUGCCGCACCGCUUCAACAUGGUUUAUGCGGAUGCGGACGGCACUCGCCGCCCGCCCAUCAUGAUCCACCGCGCCAUCUUUGGGUCCCUGGAGCGGUUCUUUGGCAUUCUCAUUGAGAACUAUGCGGGCGACUUCCCCCUCUGGUUUGCGCCCACUCAGCUGCGCCUGCUGCCAGUCACAGACUCCGAGGUGCCCUUCUGCAAGGAAGUGGUGGCCACCUUAUUGGAGCGGGGCAUUCGUGCUGAGGUGGCGAGCGGUGAGAGGCUGGGCAAGCUGAUUCGCAAUGCGGAGACACAGAAGAUUCCGGUGAUGGCUGUGGUUGGCCCCAGGGAGGUGGAGUCUCGGAGUCUCAAUGUGCGUACGAGGAAGGGCGCCGAGCUGGGAGUCCUUUCUGUGGACCAAGUGGCGAGAAAGAUUGAAGAAGCAGUAGCUAAUAAGGUCACGAUGUCACUCGAGACUUAUUGGGAGAACUUCCAGCAGGCGUUUUGGCAGAUCUCACCGUAUGCGUACGCCGCCAUUGGUAUCGCCAUUUCUAUUGGCGUUUCCGUCCUGGGUGCAGCAUGGGGAAUCUUGAUUACAGGAAGUAGUCUAAUAGGCGCUGCCAUUAAAGCUCCUCGGAUCACGUCUAAGAACCUUAUCAGCGUUAUUUUCUGUGAGGCCGUGGCGAUUUACGGCGUUAUUGUUGCGAUCAUUCUGCAAACGAAGCUCGAAUCCGUCGGCAAGGCCAGAUUGCACUCGCCCGAAGCGCUCCGCUCUGGUUACGCUAUAUUCAACUCCGGAAUCAUCGUGGGUCUCGCGAACCUUUUCUGUGGGUUGUGUGUGGGCAUUAUCGGCAGCAGCUGUGCGUUGUCGGACGCGCAGAACUCGACGCUAUUCGUGAAGAUCCUCGUUAUUGAGAUCUUCGGUAGUGCGCUUGGGCUGUUCGGGGUCAUCGUUGGUAUUAUCCUAUCGUCUCAAGCAACAUGGGCUUGA
Molecule: messenger RNA, 3219 nt
Organism: Closterium sp. NIES-65
Lineage: Eukaryota; Viridiplantae; Streptophyta; Zygnematophyceae; Desmidiales; Closteriaceae
Source: the annotation of a GenBank genome assembly